Molecule: messenger RNA, 1475 nt
Organism: Meleagris gallopavo (turkey)
Lineage: Eukaryota; Metazoa; Chordata; Aves; Galliformes; Phasianidae
Source: RefSeq, a predicted model, not a curated record
CACCGCUGACGUCAUCGCCCCGCCUCACCGCUGACGUCAUCGCCCCUCGCUUGAGCCCGAGGAGCCGCCAUCGACUUCUCGUCGUCCCAGCGUGGAGGCCGGCGGCAUAGCGAGCGGCGGCAUGCGGUCUGUUAGCUACGUGCAGCGCGUGGCACUCGAGUUCUGUGGCAGCCUCUUUCCGCACGCCAUCUGCCUGGGGGACGCUGACAACGACACGCUGAACGAGCUAGUGGUAGGAGACACCAAUGGGAAACUUUAUGUGUACAAAAAUGAUGACAGCAAACCCUGGACUGUACGAUCCUGCCAAGGAAUGCUUACUUGCGUUGGUGUGGGAGAUGUAUGCAAUAAAGGAAAGAAUCUUGCAGUGGCAGUGAGUGCAGAAGGUUGGUUUCAUCUUUUUGAUCUGACUUCCCCUUCAAAGCACCCAGAUUCUUCAGGCCACCAUGAGUUAGCAGAAGAGCAGAAGCCAGUGUUCAAGCAACAUAUUCCUGCCAACACCAAAGUUAUGCUAAUCAGUGACAUAGAUGGAGAUGGGAAGUGUGAGCUGGUGGUAGGUUACACUGACAGAGUGGUGCGCGCCUUCCGUUGGGAGGACUUGUCGGAGAAUUCAGACCAUGUCUGUGGGCAGUUGAUCCUGCUGAAGAAAUGGUUACUGGAAGGUCAGGUGGAUAGCCUUUCUGUGAACCCAGGCCCUGAUGGCUUACCAGAGAUGAUGGUGUCCCAGCCAGGCUGUGGUUAUGCCAUUCUGCUGUGCACCUGGGACUCUGAGCAGCAAUCCAUGAUAGAGGGGAGAGACAGCUCUUCCCCAAGCAGAGAGGCCCCUGUUCGAGAUGUUAUUCUCCACCAAACAUCUGGCCGGAUUCACAACAAGAAUGUUUCCACUCAUCUGAUUGGUAGCAUUGGCCAAGGCUACUCCAGUGUGGGUAGUGGCUCGGGUCUCUUUGCCCUAUGUACACUUGAUGGGACAUUGAAACUCAUGGAAGCAGACAAGCUGCUCUGGUCUGUGCAGGUUGAUCACCAGCUAUUUGCACUGGAAAAGCUGGAUGUUACUGUGAGUACUGUGUGAAUAGCUCUGAGAGUGAAGGAGUGAAGACAAAAGUUCAACAUAGCUUUUCUGUGUUUAAAUUUAGGAAGGGCAGAGACAGUAUUGCAGCAUCUGAGGCACGAACUCGGAAGUGAACAAUGCAUAUUGUUUGUUGCAGAUUCUAACAUCCCUUGUAUGCAUUCACAAGUUUUCUCUUUUAACUUUCCCACCACCUUUACAUGUCAACAAAACAUUCCACAAACACUCCUUAAUUGCACAUAGGCACUUACCCAAUCAGAGCCAUGAGUUGUCUCUGGUAACACGCUCUUCCUCCAGUCAGGGCCAUCAUCACAAGGCCAUCACACAGCUUACUUGACUUUGCUUUUUUCUUCUUCUGGAGAUGUCCUUGGUUCUCAGUGUCACUUUCUCUUGCUGUUUAUUUUGUUCCACA